Vigna radiata var. radiata (mung bean) is the source of this 351-nucleotide messenger RNA. RefSeq lists its product as uncharacterized. Lineage: Eukaryota; Viridiplantae; Streptophyta; Magnoliopsida; Fabales; Fabaceae. The transcript has a single exon. The coding region runs from base 1 to 351 and encodes 116 amino acids. The record is from RefSeq and is a predicted model, not a curated record.
AUGGACAAUGAUAAUUGUAAUAAUCUCCAAACUUUAUGGGAGGAACUUGAGACCUUUGGAUUUGAUUUGACAUGGUUGAAACCUCAUGUUCAAUAUGCCUUAAGCAUGAAAACUCGUGUUGAAAAAGUUCUUGAAGUGAAAAGAUUGGAAGAGUAUGUGACUACUUUGAAAGAGAAUGUCUCUACUUUAGAGGAGAAUGUGACUUCUUUAAAAGAGAAAACAAAGGCUUUGAAGAUUGAGAUGAUAGAAGCAAAGGUAAAUCUUGAAAUAGCAACAAGAGACUUGGUGAAAACUAAAGAUGGUUUUGAAGACUGUGAUAUGGAUGCUGAACUGGGUUAUGGAGGACCAUGA